AUGGCCAAUACGACCGAGCCUGUGAAGAAUAUGUCCUCCGAGCCCGGCCAGUCGAUGCCGGCUCAAUGGAUUGAAUUAAGCCCCCUUUCUACCUGCUCAUCAUCGCGACCUCGUCCCUCACAGACAGGGCCUCCACCAACACGAUCGCCUGUCCCUAGGUCUAGGUCUCCAUCAGUCUCACCAAGUCAUGCGCCAACAAUGCAGAAAGCCGAGACGCAGGUCGUAAACAUCAAGAAACCCGAUACUCGAAAGAAAAACCUGCCCAGCCCGCACGCUGUCAACAAAUCACGAAUUAAAUCAGCUCUUAUGCUAAAUCGACUUUCCAGAGCGAAGAAGAGAGAGCAUGGUCUUACCCAAAAGAUGACCGAUAUCAAGCAGGGAAAAGAGAAGGGCCGACAGAAGAUUGAAGAAUUGCGCACUCGUCAAGAGCAGGCGAGACUGACCCGGGAGGAGCAAGAGAGCCUCUUUGAGAAUGCGCGCAAAGCGUUCGAGGAAGCCCAAGCGAAAUAUCAGGCGGAACAAGACUCUCUAAGUCACACUCAAGAAGUCGUCGAGAGUUUCUGCACGACCAUCGGAGACGAGGAAGAUUCAGUAGCACGCUUCAGUUCAGACGAAAGAGACAUCGCGAAGGAGAUUGAGAGUCUAAGAGAGCAGGCCGCUCGACAAGCCGAGUUCUUGGACGUGAAGCCAUUCGAUCUGACAGUGCUAGCAAAGCAUUCAGUCACACAUCCGGCAUUCCACACCAAGCUCGUCAAGAUAGCUCAAGGUGCAGCAACACAUACCGCGCGCAGAGAUGUCAAGGCCAAGCUGUUCGACACAUUGACUGGAGCCACUGCUGAUGAAUUCAAGGCUCUAGCAAAGAAGAUCUUGUCCGCGCAGAAGGAAAUGGCUGGUGGCACUGGCGCCGAACGACCUCUCGAAGCACGACCUAGCCACAGCAUCGACACGUCGUCGCAUGCUCUAAAGCGAAAGGCCAGUAGCUCGCGCCCAAAAAACACGUCUAAAAGCCCAGAUGAUUUAGGACUCAAUAAGCAGCAUUCUAGUGACAGUGGAAGCGACAUUCCGGUCCGUCUCCGCCGUCCGACCAAACGCCCGCAGCCUGCGAGGAAGAGCAAGCAGCAACCGAAUGGCGGUGAGAGCAACGUCGAGGUCAGCCCCCGCCGUCCGAAGACACCUCCGCGACGUCUAAAGACGCUGAAAGCCAGAAGAAGUCUUGUUUCGAGAUCGAACGCUUUGAGUGGGUGA
Exophiala viscosa is the source of this 1245-nucleotide messenger RNA. RefSeq lists its product as uncharacterized. The coding region runs from base 1 to 1245 and encodes 414 amino acids. The record is from RefSeq and is a predicted model, not a curated record. NCBI's taxonomy places the organism in Eukaryota, Fungi, Ascomycota, Eurotiomycetes, Chaetothyriales, Herpotrichiellaceae. The transcript has a single exon.